Mugil cephalus (flathead mullet) is the source of this 3335-nucleotide messenger RNA. RefSeq names its product histocompatibility (minor) 13 (gene hm13). Gene Ontology annotation, molecular function: aspartic endopeptidase activity, intramembrane cleaving. Bases 274 to 1458 code for a protein of 394 amino acids. The record is from RefSeq and is a predicted model, not a curated record. Gene Ontology annotation, cellular component: membrane; lumenal side of endoplasmic reticulum membrane; cytoplasmic side of endoplasmic reticulum membrane. The transcript has 12 exons. NCBI's taxonomy places the organism in Eukaryota, Metazoa, Chordata, Actinopteri, Mugiliformes, Mugilidae. Gene Ontology annotation, biological process: membrane protein proteolysis.
UGUUCAUGAGGAGAAAGCGGAAGAUGACACUGACGCGGAAGAGUCGUCAGCGGUCCUCGGAAACAGCAGCGGAGUGAGACCUCGUCCUCCUCCUCCCAUCUCUGGUCUCCGCUUUAGGAAACGUGGCCUUACGGAGAGUCCGUCCGGUAGCUUCGCGGUGGUGGAUGAAUGACAAACAAACACACGCUGUUACCCUCCACCUUUAUCCGCCACCUCAGUCUCCACCGUCGGCCCCAUCUCUGCCCCUGAAGCCCCCGCUCUGUCUGAAGAACCAUGUCUGAGGCUGAACCAGUCCCGGUCCCGGCCCCGGAGGCCGCCUCCGCCGUCCUGGAUGCCCUGAACGCCACGGACUCCAACGGGACCGAGGAGGUGCUCAACGCCACGGCUAAGUUCGUGGCCACCCCGGAGGGCACGGCGCUGGCGUACGGCAGCCUGGUGUUCAUGGCUCUCCUGCCCAUCUUCUUCGGAGCCCUGAGGUCUGUGUCCUGCUCCAAAUCCAAGGAGCUCGGAGAAAAUGAUUACGACUCUGGGUUCAGAAAUGCAGCAGACAUGCCGGAGACCAUCACCAGCCGGGACGCCGCCCGGUUCCCCAUCAUCGCCAGCUGCACCCUGUUUGGGCUCUACCUCUUCUUCAAGGUGUUUUCUCAAGAGUACAUCAACCUGCUGCUGUCCGUCUACUUCUUCGUGUUGGGCGUCCUGGCUCUGUCUCACACUAUGAGUCCCCUGAUGUCCAGGAUCUUUCCAGCCUCGUUCCCAAACAAACAGUAUCAGCUGCUCUUCACUCAGGGCACCGGGGAGUCCAAAGAAGAAAUAGUGAACUAUGAGUUUGACACUAAGAACCUGGUGUGUCUGGUCAUCAGCAGCGUGGUGGGGGUCUGGUACGUGCUCAAAAAGCACUGGAUCGCCAACAACCUGUUCGGCCUGGCCUUCGCUCUCAACGGGGUGGAGCUGCUCCACCUCAACAACGUCAGCACCGGCUGCAUCCUGCUGGGGGGGCUGUUCGUCUACGACGUCUUCUGGGUGUUUGGGACCAACGUCAUGGUAACAGUCGCUAAGUCGUUUGAAGCACCAAUAAAAUUGGUGUUUCCUCAGGACCUGUUGGAGAAAGGUCUUGGAGCCAGUAACUUUGCUAUGCUGGGUCUGGGGGACAUCGUCAUCCCUGGUAUCUUCAUCGCUCUGCUGCUACGCUUCGACGUCAGCUUGAAGAAGAACAGCAGGACGUACUUCUACUCCAGUUUCCUGGCUUACAUCUUUGGACUGGGCCUCACCAUCUUCGUCAUGCACACCUUCAAACACGCACAGCCCGCCCUCCUCUACCUGGUUCCGGCCUGCGUCGGGUUCCCCGUCAUCGUAGCACUUUUCAAAGGAGAGCUCACUGAGAUGUUCAGGUACGAGGAAUCUUCCCCAGAGGACGAGGCAUCUAAAGAGGACUCAGAGUCAGAGAAGAAGGAUCAAUAGCCCCGCCCCCAUUCCCCCCCGACCCCGCCCUCCCACCACAUUUCACUGAAGCCCCUCCCUCCCACCCCCACAUUGUCCUUCCCCUUCGUCGCCGGCGGGAAUCCGAGGUUCAUGUUGCCAACGUGUUUUGUCUCCGGUAACCGUGGGAACGCCCGCCGGUCUCCAUGGCUACCGGCUGCUUGGGUGUCGAUGAUCACAGGUGGUUUCAGACUCGGUGCCUCAGAUAGUCCAGGAAACUCGUUUCAGGGAGCGCUUGGUUUAAAGGUCACAGUAAAACAAGCGCUCCUCCUCCCCCCUUUUUCAUUUUAGUGUUUUUCAUGUUGUUUUUUUUUUUUUGUUAUUUUCUUUUCUCGCUUUAUGUCUCAAAUAAAGAGCCACAGUCCGUUAAAGUCAAACCUCCUCAAACCUGUAGGUCACCCAGACGUGGUUCUUUGCUUCCUGCUUUAUUUCUGCUCCUUCAGUUUUUAUUUGACUUGCUUUUAGUUUCACUUUAUCUUGGACAGGAUUUUAGGGCGAAGAACCCAGAUAGAUGUUUACAUUUACUUAGAUGUAAACUGUGCUCACAGGAAAUAAAUCUCAUGUCUGAUGAUUUUUAGUUUUCCCGUUUGGUUUGUCUGAGGCGGAGUCAGUGUGGAGUUAAACCAGAUCAGGAUUCAUCAGGUGAAGCUCAGCAGUGUUUCUGUGUCUGUGUCUCAGCUCCAGGUAAAAAUUUUUAUUUUCAGAGGCUCACGAACACUUCAUCCAUACGUUUGGCAACAAGAAUCUAAAAUUGAUUAAAAGUGUAAAUGAUUUAACUUUAAGCCGAUCGAUUUCUAGGAAAAACGGUUUCCUGGAUGUUUGCAUGAAAUUCAGAGAGUUGAGGAUAUGAUGAAUAGAAGGAACUCUGGACCAAAUGUUCCCUCUCACUCUUUAACGAGACAGGUCAACAACAUUUACCUGCACUCACUCGGUUUCAUUCUUAAAGUUGUGGCCUGUGAGGAGACGAGGGAGGAGUCCUGUCAUUCUUACACCUCAUUGGCUGCAUCGUCCAAUAAGCUGCAAGAAUGACUGUUUUUACUAAAGCGUCCUCAAGUGAAACCAAUGAACUGCUUGGUUUUUCUAAAGUGAACAUUCGCUGCUGACCUGAAAAACCUGAAGAGUUUUACUGACAGAAUAUUAAACCUUCCUUCUUUUCUUUUUAUGAAGCUAUGAAUGUGUUGGAAAUGACCAACAAAUUAGAAAAGUGGCCAAAGUUGUAGCUCAGAGUGAAGUGAAGUCACUAACUCGUGAGAUUAAAUCACCUCAAACCUGAAGCAGCAGAAACAUAUUUCCUGAUGUAAUUUUCAAUUUUUAAAAGCUUCUCCUAGAGACUGGAUCUCCCACAAUGUAACUUGAUAUAAAACGCUCUCAGUUGGACUAAUAAUGGUUGGAAAAAUUAUAAAACUGUUAAAAUACAGUUUAAUAAAGGGAUUUUAAGACGAGGCUUUACAGAAAAGUGUAAAAAUAAUAAAAUAUCUGAAGAAAACAUUGUGUUCACAGAAUAAAAGUGAACUACAGGUGUUCAUGUUUGUGGAAGCUGGAGGAAAAACUGGACCCGUUGAGCCUCACAUGAAUAUUCUCGAUGUUAUUGAUGUGGAUGCUUUAUUAAAAAAAAUGCACAGUUUUGUAUUUUGAUGUAAAAACAAAAAGAAUAAAAAGAAACAUGUUCAUGUUGAGCUCAGUGAUGUUCAGUAGCCCCGCGUCAUUUUAACUAUAAUGUACCUGAAAUGUUUAUUUUUGUUUUUCUUUCUUUUUCCUCUGGUUGUAUUUGUGGAGGCGGUCGUUUCACGGCCCAAACUGUAUCUAUUUUAUUUGCAAUAAAGUUUUUGGUGUUUUGAUCACCGUAUAGAGAAGCAUAA